Messenger RNA from Drosophila ficusphila, 1564 nucleotides. RefSeq names its product Werner Syndrome-like exonuclease (gene WRNexo). Lineage: Eukaryota; Metazoa; Arthropoda; Insecta; Diptera; Drosophilidae. Gene Ontology annotation, molecular function: nucleic acid binding; 3'-5' exonuclease activity. The coding region runs from base 59 to 1126 and encodes 355 amino acids. Gene Ontology annotation, biological process: nucleobase-containing compound metabolic process. The transcript is spliced from 7 exons. The record is from RefSeq and is a predicted model, not a curated record.
UUGGCGGGAAAAAGUAGCAAACAAAACAUUGAAAGGCAAGCAAGCAUAAACGCGGGUUAUGGACAAAUAUUUAAUUAAAAUGCCUAGAUCUAAAACAAAUGAAACACCCAAACAAGAGAAAGCGGACGUGAAAAAAGAGACUCCCAAAAUGACAAGCAAACGUUUAGAAAAACAGACCCCAAAAGAGUUAAAGGACAAGGAAAAUGUUGGGGAUGACAAUACUCCAAAGCAAACAAAAACAGGAAAACGUGGUAGACCGGCUGCCAAGCGAAAGAAUUUAGAUACUCCAGAAGCGAAAGAAAAUGAAAAAUCGGCAGAGAGUGAAAACCCGCCAAAGCGCAGGAGUGGAAGAGUCACAAGGAGCACUCGUUCUAUGGCAGAGGAUGGAUCACCAUCUCCCGAAAAGAAAAAGCCUGAAAAGUUGCCUUUUAUCAAGUACAAAGGGGCUAUUAAAUACUAUACAGAAAAUCAGGAUAUAGCCGCAUCUGCCGACGAAGUUUUGCAAUGGGUGGAAAAGCAGAAGGAUGAUGUAGUGCCAAUGGCUUUUGAUAUGGAGUGGCCUUUCUCAUUUCAAACCGGUCCGGGAAAGUCCGCUGUUAUACAGAUAUGCGUAGAUGAGAAGUGCUGCUAUAUCUACCAACUUACCAAUCUCAAGAAGCUGCCCGCGGUCCUUGUGGCCCUUAUCAAUCAUCCCAAAGUGCGUCUGCAUGGCGUGAAUAUAAAGAAUGAUUUCCGCAAACUAGCGCGGGACUUCCCCGAAGUUACCGCCGAACCUCUGAUAGAAAAAUGUGUGGACUUGGGAGUGUGGUGCAAUGAGGUUUGUGGGACCGGCGGUCGCUGGAGUCUGGAGCGUUUGACCAACUUUAUAGCCAAGAAGUCCCAGGACAAAAGCAAGAAGGUGCGCAUGAGCAAGUGGCAUGUUAUUCCGCUGGACGAGAAUCAACUGAUGUACGCUGCCAUCGAUGUCUAUAUUGGUCAGGUUAUUUAUCGGGAAUUGGAGCGACGAGAGAAGGAGAAGCUCAAAAACGAAGAGGAGUUUAAGGAGCAAAAUGGAGAAACCGCAUUUAAAGCUGUUAAGGCAUUAGGGGAAACAUUUUUAACUAAAAUUAAUGAGGUUACUCUGUGAACUUUUUACUGGUCGCCAGAGACACAAUUUCAUAUUUUACCCUCUUUUCAAAUAUUGCAAUUUUUUACAUAAGACUCGAACUAUUUAUUGCAAGCUUAUUUUCACUUAACAUCUUGCAACAUUUCACUAAACUUAGUUGGACCUAAGCAAUAUUUUCCAAUUUUAUAUUUAGGUUCAAAUUGAUUUUAAUAUAAGAUAGGUUUUAAAAUCAUACACCAAAUUCUAUUGAAAUUUUUAGCAAUUUAAUUGACUUAGAAACCUUAAAAUUGUCUUUUUAACAAAAAUUUCACUACCUUAAUAUUUCCUUGAUUAUUUGUCGAUUAUUGUUACGUUUCAGUUCCCCAAAAAUUAAUUAGUGUUAUACAGUUUUCUUCAUUUCUCAACUUGCAAUAAAUUUUAAUUUUGUAAAUUCGCAUUAAACACAUAAUGAACACAGUU